This is a messenger RNA of Danio rerio (zebrafish), 2222 nucleotides long. The record is from RefSeq and is a predicted model, not a curated record. NCBI's taxonomy places the organism in Eukaryota, Metazoa, Chordata, Actinopteri, Cypriniformes, Danionidae.
AUUAUCUGGGUUAUGCAAAAUGACGUUUGUGUCUGUUCAUUACUGAAUGGAUUAGAGAAGAGAAACUCACAAAGACGAGGUGGACACAGCAGGGCGAGUACAACAGUUAUUAUUUUAAUGCUAAAUAUGUCUUGUUUUACUUCCUUUCCUUUUUCUUCUUCAAAUUUCAAAUAACAAUCCAUGAAGCCACUUUGACUUUUGUGUUAGCAUGAGUCUCCUUUAACAGUAAAUGGUUAAAUCAUAAAUUGUGUGCGUUAUUGAAAAGAAAUAUAAGUGAUUGUACUGUGAACAAUUGUGAACAACUAUCAUUUUGUAAUAGUAAAAAUGAGGGAGACAAUCUGCUUUUUAAAAACAUAUGUGGAUAUUUUUUAUAUUGUUUUGUUGGGCAAAACUGAAAAAAUAAAAUGUUUUCAAAUCAUUUGGUUUAUAAAUUGGUAUUAACUUUCAGAUUUGAGUAUCUGUUUCCUAUAUUUGUUUAAUUUCACUAUUGGAAAAAUCCUCUAUGUAAAAGCUUUUAAAUUAGAAUCAGCCAACAUAAGCAGACUGAAUUUAUCAGGCAUGCUUUUUUUCUUUCUUUCUUUGUCUGUUUUGCUCAAAUCUAUGACAAAAGAUUUCUUAGUCUCCAACCAUGUGGUAUUUACCUUUUAUCACAUUUCAAGAACUAGUAGUUGGUAGGCUUGAAUAACCUUAACUCCAAUCUUUACAUAUUGAAAACCAUACAUGUUUGUGCAUUUAAUAUGAGUAGUGAGGUUGCAGUUUCAUUAUCUGCAAAUGAAGAUUUGGCUGAAUGCCUGUAAUGUGUCAUGAUCUGAUCAAUCAUUGUUUGAAUUCACAAUCUGUUUUCUUUCGCAGAACUGACAGCAUUAAAGACAGCAUUAUGGACUUAGGCUUUUUCACAGACGAAAAGUUGUUUAAUUUUUUUUGCCAAAACAAGACAAAGAUGUCUACAUUAGAGAGCCCACUAAUGUUCCUCCGCACUCUUAAGGACAAUGAACUCAUUGAAGAUGAACUUUAUCAAAAACUGGAGGUCAGCACUAAUGAUAGUGAUUUAUAUAAUGUGUUGGAGAGUAUUCAAAAGCGUGGAAUGAACACUGUUAGAAAGUUCUGGAAUUGUGUGGACCAAGAGCAUAUAGUACAGCGCUACCCACAAGUCUCUGAAAUCAUCUCGGAGCUGAUGAAAGAUCUUGAGAAUCCACUAAACCAAAAAAUAAGGCCAAGAUCUGUAGAUAAAAGCACGGGACAGGAAAGAGAGAUUAAAAAGAUAAAGAUAGAGAGCAUAUCUGAGAGAAAUGAAGCUGGGCCGUCGUCACAAAGCACUUAUAGCCAGAGGAAAAUAGCUGAACAUGUGGAAAGAGGUCUGCAAUGCUCUCCAGACUCCAGGACAGAAGACUCAAGUUUUUUAUUAUCAACCUCUUCGGUAAAGCUCUGGGACAUGCCUGAACACAAGAAAUGGCUUCCUGUCACAUGUGGAGAAGAAGAGGCCUUACUGGAUAGAGAAGCACUGUUUGAGAGAAAGAAGAAUUGCAUUGAACACAAUGGAGAAAUGAUCACUCCUUUUACAUUUGAGGAAAGGGGUGGAAAAGAAUCCUGUAAGUCCUGGAAAACAAGUAUAUUAUGCCAAGGGAAAACCCUCAGCAGUCUCAUGGAGUUGGAAAUAUUGAAGAUGCCGAAACGUAAGGGAAAGUUUACCCUUCGUAAUUGAUGUACCACGCAUUGUUUAUUGAGCUCGGAGUGAAUCUUUAUGACCUGUGAAUUUUGGAGACCAAAUUUUCUUCCAUUUUGAGCUACAGCAGGUCUUCAAGACUUGACCUUUUGGAUUUGUGCUGACCUCUUUGUAGCCAUUACUAUUUUUUGCCUUUUCAUUUGCCUAUUUGUCCUUCAACCAACAGAUGUAAUUCAAGAACUUAAUGUACACUUGCUGCCUGAAUUAUCGUACUUUCUCUUUUUCCUUCACUUUUGUCAAUUGGUGAAGUUUGUCUCUCACCACGGUCACCACUGGCUUGCUUGGUUUGGGAUAUGUGGAGCUAUGUAAUGGUGGAGUUACUUUUCAGUCUUGGCUUUGUUUUGGAUUUCAGCAGUGAUAUUUACAUUACACUAAACUUCAACUGUGAAAACUGUACUGCAGGAGUUUUAAUUUAUUAGAACCGCAUCUAUGUGAAAACUGCUUUCACACAAUCUACAUUGUAAAAAGCAAUAUCAAAAUAAAGAUUAUUUUAAUUGAA